CACGCCAUCGUUUGGUAUCACAAAAAACCAUCGUUUAUUUUCUCUCUCUACUUCCCCUCUCAAGAUGGCAUCAUUACAUGAAAGUUUAAAUAAAUUUAAGAAGCAACAAGAGAAAUGCCAGUCAACCCUUACCAGCAUUGCAGCUAAAGCAGGGUCUUCUAGGGUAACAACAAAUUACAAGGCCACAACUGCAAGCACUUCUCCUUCAACCAAUACAAAAUCUCCUGCGCCAGCCGUCAAAUUCUCAAAUGAUACAGAGAGACUUCAACACAUCAACAGCAUACGCAAAGGCCCCGUAGGAGCUCAGAUCAAGCGUGUUAUAGACUUGCUGCUUGAGACAAGGCAAGCCCUAACACCAGAGCAAAUAAAUGAAGUUUGUUAUGUUGAUAUAAAUGCCAACAAAGCUGUCUUUGACAGUUUGAGGAAUAACCUAAAAGUGCACUAUGAUGGGAGGUGUUUCUCUUACAAGUCCAAGCAUGAUCUGAAGGACAAGAAUCAAUUACUUAUCUUAGUACGCAAAUUUCCAGAGGGCAUUGCCGUUAUUGAUCUCAAGGAUGCGUACCCCAACGUCAUGGAGGACUUACAGGCCCUGAAAUCUGCUGGUCAAAUUUGGCUGUUGUCAAACUUUGACUCACAAGAGGACAUAGCAUACCCAAAUGACCCCCGAGUUCCCAUCAAGGUUGAUGAUGACCUGAAAUUGUUAUUCCGGGGAAUUGAACUACCACGCGAUAUGAUUGACAUUGAGAAAGAUCUUCAGAAAAACGGAAUGAAGCCUGCCACAAAUGGAUAUAAAAUAUAA
Molecule: messenger RNA, 799 nt
Organism: Camellia sinensis
Lineage: Eukaryota; Viridiplantae; Streptophyta; Magnoliopsida; Ericales; Theaceae
Source: RefSeq, a predicted model, not a curated record